Molecule: messenger RNA, 1029 nt
Organism: Rhododendron vialii
Lineage: Eukaryota; Viridiplantae; Streptophyta; Magnoliopsida; Ericales; Ericaceae
Product: PRA1 family protein H
Exons: 4
Coding region: 73-780 (235 amino acids)
Biological process (GO): vesicle-mediated transport
Cellular component (GO): endoplasmic reticulum; Golgi apparatus
Source: RefSeq, a predicted model, not a curated record
CCGGGACAGUUAUUUGGAGAAUGUGUUUUAAAAUUACGUUCCUAAAUUUUUUUGGGGAAACAAACUACACCAAUGUUCGCAUCGAACCCGUUAUCUCUGAGCGUGCCGGAGCCGGCCUUCGAGUCAUGGCUCCGAGACGGCGGCUACCUCGAAAUCCUCGACCAGAAAACCUCCGACCUCCACCGCCUCUCCUCCUCCACCACCACCACCACUACCACCACAACUCCCACCGAAUCCCCCGCCGCCAUCACCACUAACUUAUUCUUCUCACUUUUCUCACUCAUCGGAACCCUACUCUCUCUUUUCACACUCAACCCCUUCGCAAAGCUUGCCACCGACGACUUCUCCGGCCCGACCCCCUCGUGGACCCACGGGUUUAUCGGGUUCUUUGACUCGUACUCGUUUCCUUCGUCGCCGAGUCAGGCUCGAUUGAGGGUUCACGAGAAUGUCAAGAGAUAUGCUCGUAAUUAUGCUUCUCUCUUCAUCGUUUUCUUCGCCUGUUCUCUGUAUCAAAUGCCUUUUGCCCUUGUUGGGUUGUUAUCAAGCUUUGCACUUUGGGAUGCAUUCAGGUUCUAUGGUGAUCGGUGGGGAAUAGAUCAAUCCCCUUCAGUUCGAAUAAGCUUGGUUCGCAUUUUCCAGUGUGUAACUGCCGGUAUUCUGUUAUAUUCCAACGUUCAGAUGGCUCUCUUCUCUGCUCUUGGUGUUAGUUAUGCAGUUAUGAUUUUGCAUGCCUCGUUUCGGAAGCUGACUCCUACAAAGCAACCUGCUCGGAGGAGAUAAACUUUGACUCCUCGAAUACAAAGGAAUUUCACACCUGGCAAAUCUUUCACUCAUGAUGGAUAGGAAGAUGUCUUGGCAAAUGUAAAGCUUUUCUUAUGUGCAGGAUGUUGCAAUCUUCUCCCUUCCUCGCUGAUGUGGCAUAGUAUUUGUAUUUGGAGAAUAUAUAUUGGUGUAUACUGUCCUGCAGUUUGUUACUUUAGACCCCGGCUUGAAACAGGUAUAUACUAUCGUAGGUGGAGUGUUUUAUUC